Messenger RNA from Klebsormidium nitens, 1467 nucleotides. Lineage: Eukaryota; Viridiplantae; Streptophyta; Klebsormidiophyceae; Klebsormidiales; Klebsormidiaceae. The record is from the annotation of a GenBank genome assembly.
UCUCUCUUCCCAUUUAGUCUUUACUGUUAGUUGCGCCUGCUACAUAUUGCUUGUCGGUUCUGAAGUGCUGACCUAAGGCUACAGUACCAGGUACCAGCUCUGUGUAUUCUAGUCUGUUUAUUGUCCGGCUGCUGAAUUGCGUUUGCCUGAUCAUAUAAGACAAGAGAAAGGGCUUGAGCUUCUGCCGGGUUUAAAAUGGAAGGCAUCCAGCAGCUGCAGCAGCUUGGGCCCUCGCCGGCUAAGCCCAGCAAGGCGAAGAAGCAGCCAAACCAGGCACCACAGCCCAAGACGCUGUACCCUCCGCCGGAGCUGCUGGAAGAUCUAUGCAGCCGCUUCGUCCUUAACGCCCCUGAAGAAGAGCUCAAGUCAUUCGAGCGCAUCGGCUUCCUCAUCGAGCUCGCGCACUGGUUCUACGAGGACCACGUGCGCGAGCAACAGCCCGCUUUACGCAGCUUUUCGCUCAGCGACUUCAUCGCCGCAAUGUUCAAGCACUGCGCGGCGCUCCGGCCGUACGGCGAGUUUGCGGACGAGAUCUACCGCAGCUUUACGGACUACAAAGUGAAGGUGCCCACGACGGGGGCGAUUCUGCUGAACCCAGCAAUGGACAAGUGCGUGAUGGUGAGGGGCUGGAAGCAGCACUCGGCGUGGGGCUUUCCAAAGGGGAAGAAGAACUUCCAGGAGGAAGAUCUGGCAUGCGCAAUCCGGGAGGUGGAGGAAGAGAUUGGGUACAACAUUGGCGGCCACGUAAACCCGGAAGACUUUCUCGAGGUCGAGAUUGCCGAGCAGCGCUGUCGGUUGUACAUAGUCACGGGCGUCGAGGAGAGCACGCCCUUUCUAACGCGGACCAAGAAGGAGAUCGGGGAGAUUGCGUGGCACUGGAUUGCGGACCUGCCGGACGUGGAGAACGAGGAUCCGGACAACCCGGGGAACCCGAACAAGGGCGCCAACGGCCUCAAGUACUUCCUCGUAUGGCCGUACAUGAGGGGCCUCAAGAACUGGAUCGCAGCACGGAAAGCGCCAGGGGGAGGGCGGUCUAAGCGAAAAAAGGGUUUGACAGGUCCCAGCAACCCGACGUCGUCCGGCCGAUCUGCAGUCGCUCCUCCGCCGUCAGAUCCGGCCCCUGCAACUCGCGAGCUACCUCAGAUGCCAGCUGUAGAAUUUCAAGCGUCUGAUGUGCCAAGUGGCACUCAACCAACGGCCCUGUAUAGCAGCCCUGAUUUCAGUAACUUCCGGUUCGACGUUGCCCGGAUAUUGCCCCUUCUGACCUUCCCGGAGAAGGUCCAACACGCCUCCUUAUAGGCUAAGUUUGCACAGUAUUGCGCAAGCGGCAGCUAUCGUGCUCUUUUGGCUCAAGUUUUGCGUCCUUUGACCUGAGUCUCUCAUCUCCGAUCUAUGGGGCAAGACGCGAAGUUCGUCCUCCGAGGGAUGUUAGAACUCAUUUUGCAGAUGAUUUCCGAGAUUGCAGAG